Diceros bicornis minor is the source of this 770-nucleotide messenger RNA. It is a transcript of the gene PDC, whose product is annotated as phosducin. Gene Ontology annotation, biological process: regulation of G protein-coupled receptor signaling pathway. The transcript is spliced from 3 exons. Lineage: Eukaryota; Metazoa; Chordata; Mammalia; Perissodactyla; Rhinocerotidae. Bases 19 to 753 code for a protein of 244 amino acids. The record is from RefSeq and is a predicted model, not a curated record.
UCGAAUCCAACCCCUAAAAUGGAAGAAGCCAAAGGACAAAGUUUGGAGGAAGACUUUGAAGGACAGGCCACACAUACGGGACCCAAAGGAGUAAUAAAUGAUUGGAGAAAAUUUAAAUUAGAGAGUGAAGAUAGUGAUUCAAUUCUACCUAGCAAGAAGGAGAUUCUCAAACAAAUGUCCUCUCCUCAGAGCAGAGAUGACAAAGACUCAAAAGAAAGAUUCAGCAGAAAGAUGAGCAUUCAAGAAUAUGAGCUAAUCCACCGAGACAAAGAAGAUGAAAAUUGCCUUCGUAAAUACCGUAGACAGUGCAUGCAAGAUAUGCACCAGAAGCUGAGUUUUGGGCCUAGAUAUGGGUUUUUGUAUGAGCUAAAAACUGGGGAGCAAUUCCUAGAAACCAUCGAAAAGGAGCAGAAGAUCACCACAAUUGUCGUUCACAUUUAUGAAGAUGGUAUUAAGGGCUGCGAUGCUCUAAACAGUAGCUUAACAUCCCUUGCAGCUGAAUACCCUUUGGUCAAGUUUUGUAAAAUAAAAGCUUCUGAUACAGGUGCUGGGGACCGCUUUUCCUCAGAUGUACUCCCCACACUGCUUGUCUACAAAGGUGGGGAACUCUUAAGCAAUUUUAUUAGUGUUGCUGAACAGUUUGCUGAAGAAUUUUUUGCUGGGGAUGUGGAGUCUUUCCUAAAUGAAUAUGGGUUACUACCUGAAAGAGAGAUACAUGCCCUAGAGCAGACAAGCAUGGAAGAUGUUGAAUAAAGAUUCACUUUGUCAGU